AUGAGUGAAAUUGUAAGGGCUCCCGGGGGCACUAUCGUAAUUUUUGUGCUGGGUGGACCUGGCUCUGGUAAAGGCACGCAAUGCAGUAAAAUAGUCAAAGAUUUUGGAUUUGUUCAUUUGUCCGCCGGAGAUUUGCUUCGAGAGGAGCAACAAAAUCCGAAUUCUAAAGACGGUGACUUGAUAAAAACUUACAUUAAAGAAGGCUUAAUCGUACCUAUGGAAAUUACCGUUAAAUUGAUUUCGAAGAAAAUGCAAGAAAGCAAAUCAAAUAUAUUUUUGAUUGAUGGAUUUCCACGAAAACUUGAUCAGGCUGAAUUUUUCUGUAAAAAUGUAGUAGAGCCACAUUUCAUUCUUUUUCUUGAUUGUGAUAAAGAAGUUAUGAAACAACGUCUCUUGAAGCGUGGAGAAACUAGCGGUCGAAUUGAUGACAAUAUUGAAACAAUUGAAAAACGAUUCAAAGUUUUUAAAGAAGAGAGUUUACCUGUAAUCGAAUAUUUUGAGGAAAAAGAAAAAGUUCAUAGGAUACCUUGUACUGAAAGUCCUGAUGAGGUUUAUUUAAAGAUCAGGCCAUUGCUUGAAGGUCUGAGCAAAUAA
Dentiscutata erythropus is the source of this 594-nucleotide messenger RNA. The record is from the annotation of a GenBank genome assembly. NCBI's taxonomy places the organism in Eukaryota, Fungi, Glomeromycota, Glomeromycetes, Diversisporales, Gigasporaceae.